UUUUUAUUAAAAAGUUCACGUGACCUUUGGACACAAUCCGUUUCUUUUAUUUUAUCGAUUAAAUUUUUAUUCAUUAUUUGAUGUUAUCGUGUAUUAUCACUGAACUUGACAAACAUCUGUUGCACAAUUUGUGUUCUGUAAUAUUCACAUAUUCAUAACCUCAACACAAAUGAGAUAGUGUUAAUAUUGGUUUCAAGUCUAACCAAGCAUGAUCAGUGUCACAUGGAGCUUAUUAAGUGUGAACACAUAUUGUUGCAGUAGUUAAGAAUUAGAAAGUUAAAAAUUUAUCAACUUCUUCAGAAAUAGGUGAUAAGUAUGAGGCUAGAAGUCUCUUCUAGAAAAUGCAAACGCGAAGAAUACUGCGAAAGUGCAUCUUGGCGUGCACGUCGUUGAACGUUAAUCAAGGAUAUGGGAGUCGAAGUUACUAUGCGAAAAAAACAAAGCCAGAAUUAACAUCAGUAAGAUAUAAGACACAACGUGGUCCAUAUUCCAUGAUCACGAGCGAACAUGUUAAUUUUUUUGAAAGAUUGCUCGAUCGUAAUCGCGUUAUCACCGAUCCCGACGAAUGCGAUGGUUACAAUAUCGAUUUUGCAAAUACUGUUCGAGGCAAUAGUAGAGUUGUACUAAAGCCAAAGAUAACCGAGGAAGUCUCAGCAAUAUUACGAUAUUGUAAUGAAAAUCGUUUAGCUGUUUGUCCACAAAGUGGUAAUACUGGUUUAGUGGGUGGAAGUACGCCGGUAUUCGAUGAAAUCGUAUUAUCAAUGAAACUUAUGAAUAAGAUCAUCGAAACUAAUGAAAUGGCAGGUGUGAUUAUUUGCGAGGCUGGCUGCGUUCUCGAGGAUUUGGAUAAUCAUUUAUCUACUUUUGGUCUCAUGAUGCCCCUAGAUUUAGGUGCAAAAGGAAGUUGCUUGAUUGGAGGCAACGUUUCGACAAAUGCUGGCGGACUUAGGCUACUUCGUUAUGGUAAUUUACAUGGAAAUAUCCUCGGACUCGAGGCCGUAAAAGCUAAUGGCGACGUCGUGGACUGUUUGAACGGUUUAAAGAAAAAUAACACUGGUUAUCACUUGAAGCAUCUAUUUAUCGGUUCGGAAGGAACUUUGGGUGUUGUAACGAAAGUCGCUGUGCAAUGUCCGCCUCUACCCAAAGCCAUAAAUGUCGCAUUUCUUGGAUUGAACAGUUUUGACAACGUAUUGAAAAUUUAUCAUUUGGCUAAGAAAGAAUUGGCCGAAAUUUUAUCCUCUUGCGAAAUGAUGGACAAAUUGUCGAUCGAUGUUUCGACUAAACUUUUGGGUCUUCAGAAUCCAUUGCUGACGGUUGAUGGUCGCGAUCAUGACUUCUACGUAUUGUUGGAGACAUCCGGUAGUCACACGGCACACGACGAAGAGAAACUCACUGCGUUCGUUGAAAAAGUUCUUAAUGAAAAUAUUGUGCAAGAUGGCACUCUCACUUCGGAUAAUACGAAAAUAAAGAAUAUCUGGGCUCUAAGAGAAAGAAUUAGCGAAGGUGUUUUACGUGAAGGGUAUGUUUUUAAGUACGACGUUUCAUUGCCACUUCCAUAUUUUUAUAAAAUUGUUGAAGUUUUAAGAGAACGCUUACGCGAUCCGCGUAUUAUUAGAAUAAGUGGUUAUGGUCAUAUAGGUGACGGAAACAUUCAUAUACAAGUGUCAAUACCAACGUACCAGGAAGACAUAGCGGCGCAAUUAGAACCAUUCAUUUUCGAAUAUAUUUCUAGUGUUCGCGGUAGCGUUAGUGCAGAACAUGGUAUAGGUUUUAAAAAAACUAAAUAUCUUCAUUUGAGCAGAACACAAUCGGAAAUUGAAUUGAUGCAACAACUUAAGUCAACUAUGGACCCGAGAGGAAUACUUAAUCCGUAUAAAGUUUUACAACCUGUUGAUAAACCCACCUAAUUUAUAGAAAAAAUACGGAAUUUUAUUUUUGAUAUAUAUUAUUUUAUCUUCUAAAAAUAUUGAUUGACAAUUGUAAAAUUUGUCUAUUGAUAAUUGUUAAAAGAAUUUUCCAUAGUACAAAUUAUUUAUAGUUUAUAUAUUUAUACUUUUUGCCAUAGUUUAUUUUUUUAAUAAUGUUGAUGGUAUUCAAUGAAUAUUUUUAAUAUCCUGAUGAAAUCUAUAAACUACUGUUUGAUUGAUUUUAACAUUCGCAUAUAAUUUAAAGUUUAUAAAUAGAUUUCUUUAGACUUGUUGUACCUGUAAUAGAAGUCUUAAAAAAUGGUCACAUUUUGUAAUAGAUACUAUGUGCAAUAUUACUAUUUAUUAUUAAAAUAAUAGCUGUAUUGAAAAAAACUAUAUGGAUUUCGAGGAUGUUCUAGAAAGUAAUAGAAUAUUUUCUUAUCUUAUGUAAUAUAAAACGAUUGUAAUCAAAUUUUAUCGACUACUUCAAAGAAAUAAUCAUAAAUAGAUCUUAAA
Polistes canadensis is the source of this 2423-nucleotide messenger RNA. RefSeq names its product D-2-hydroxyglutarate dehydrogenase, mitochondrial (gene D2hgdh). The transcript is spliced from 9 exons. The record is from RefSeq and is a predicted model, not a curated record. Gene Ontology annotation, molecular function: catalytic activity; FAD binding. Gene Ontology annotation, cellular component: mitochondrion. The coding region runs from base 342 to 1907 and encodes 521 amino acids. Lineage: Eukaryota; Metazoa; Arthropoda; Insecta; Hymenoptera; Vespidae.